ACAGCAGCCCAGUCGUACUUUGUUGGCUCCGAAGUUGAGAAAGGCUGGUGUACAAAUCUAGUAACUGUCAUAUAUAUAUAUAUUUUUCCCCCUUCUAUGAAGCGUGCUUUGUAUGAUGUCUGAGAAUGUCCAUUUCUGGAGCUCUUAGCAAUUACUAUGUCGAUUCUAUCAUAAGUCACGAAAGCGAAGACACGACCUCAGCCAAGUUCUGCAGUGGACAAUAUGCGAGUUCCAGACCCCCAGGACUCGCUGAGCAUCUAGAGUUUCCUUCGUGUAGUUUUCAGCCGAAACCUCCGGUUUUUAGCGCAUCUUGGAAUCCUUUUAAUCCGCAUUCGUCGACCGGUUUGUCUGCCGUAUACCAUCCAUACCUCCCGUCUCAGAAUGUCCCGUCUCCGGACAGCAGGUACCUACGGACUUGGCUCGAUUCAGUCCCAAGGACAGACCCUCUAUCCGGGCAGGGGCAGGUCAAAGCAGAACCGUUGCUGGGGCACCUCGGAGAGACGCAGAAAAUCGGAGGACAGUACAGUUUGGAGUCUUCCGCUGGAAGGGAGGUCGAGUCCAAUCAAGGCCCCUGCUUCGAUGACAAAAAGGACAUUUGCGAAGGUAUCCAAGACAAAGACAAAGCAGAUCAAAGUGACCCUUCAACUAACUGGCUACACGCUCGCUCGUCCCGGAAGAAAAGGUGCCCUUAUUCCAAGUAUCAGACCCUGGAACUGGAGAAGGAGUUUUUAUUCAGCAUGUACCUCACCCGGGACCGCCGGCACGAGGUAGCCAGGCAGCUGAACUUGACAGAAAGACAGGUCAAAAUCUGGUUCCAGAACCGGAGGAUGAAAAUGAAGAAAAUUAACAAGGAGCGCCCGAAAGAGGAGCCCCCGCUGUCCGGAGAGGGACGGAACCGCCCGAUGGAUUGAUACAGAACCUGUCGCUCCCCCAUAAAAUAAAUACAUUUUAAAUACAAAAAUCACACAAAUAUGUCCUAGACUUGUUAGUAUAGUGGCAUUCCAUUGUUUCAAUUGUAUUUUAUUGUUAAAACGGCUCUCACGAAUACUGUUGGUCGGGUUCUAUUAACAUACACAGAGUGAAGCGCUCCCCCUGAUACACAGCACAGUUAGACUAGCUAGGAUAGUCUCAUCUCAAGAAAGAAGGAUUAGAUCACUUAAAUAUUAUGUUAAAGUCUGCAUUUACUAUUAGUUAUUCGUGUAGAAAAUGAAUCCGAUAAAAAAGGCCUUGCACGGUUAUAAACAUUGAAAAGCUGUAUUUUUUUUUAUUUUUUUUGCAAAAUGAUUAUCAUGUAAAGUCAAUUAACUCCCAAUCCUAUUAACGCAUAAUAAUAAUAAUAAUAAUAAUAAUAAUAAUAAUAAUAAUAAUAAUAAUAAUAAUAAUAAUAAUAAUAAUAAAACAUAUGUAUUAUUUUGAAAUACAUUUGGCACGUAGGAAACAAAUAGACUAAUAGCAUCGAAAAGAAAUUACAAACUACAAAUGUGAUCCCCUCAGAUUAAUAACUGGCCUCCAUAACUAUAUUUUGCAUUUGGUCAUCGAUCUCAAAGCAUCACAGAUCCGCCAGCAUUAUACAAGGAAAGCAAAAUAUGAUCGUGCUUUUUAUUUAGUAUUGGUACGCUGUUGUUUUCCCCCCUCUAGAAUUGUGAAUUAAUAAAAUCACACAGAACUUAAACAUGUUUACUUUCUCUAAUAUUUUGCACAGCAGAUUAUCCCCUUAGCGCAAUAAACACGACAUGAGGGCUGCUAGGGAAAAUAAGAUGCACGCACCAGCGCUAUACACCUAACGCAAUAACACACAUUCGUUCUUUUAGGAAUACCAAGCAUUACAUUUCUACGCGUUUAUUUAAUUUUAUUGUCAAGGGAAGGGGGUUCUACUUGAACAACAACGUAGGAUAGAGGGUUUCAACUUUACAUUACAUUUAAAACCUGUUUACAUUUUUUCAUAUAUAUAUAUAUAUAUAUAUAUAUAUAUGACUAGAUUAUAUGUUUAAAAUAUAUCAUAUUGACUUUCAUCUCUUCCAGAUUUCUUUCUGUGUCGUUGGAGGUUGAUGUGUUAGAAUAUAUGCCUCUAUAUUUUUUUUUUGUCACAAUGUUGUUAGAUUCCUAAGUGUUUUAUCAUUAGCACAAUGGGGGCGUCUUUAUCUAGACUUGCUUUCUUUACAGCGAUCACUCGAUUUCAUGAUCUGCCAAGUGGGGAAGCGUUCUCUCCGGUACCGGGUCCGCAUACCGAUCAUUUUAACGACACCGAGGGACUCGAAAAACACUCCCCGUGUAACUGAUAGUAUUAUCAACGCGACUAAGACCCAGGCCACGUUUCUUACGAUCAUUGUUUUUGUAUUUCUAUUUUCUUAUUUUUGUAUUUGUAUUUGCUCCUCUAUAGGCCAUAGUGAUUGUUUUGUGUACUGUCACCUGUAAUGUUGCGAUGCAAACUCUCGCAAUGCUGGAUUCACACAGUAAACUGUUUACAUGUA
Messenger RNA from Acipenser ruthenus (sterlet), 2471 nucleotides. RefSeq names its product homeobox protein Hox-B9a-like. Bases 126 to 911 code for a protein of 261 amino acids. Gene Ontology annotation, biological process: anterior/posterior pattern specification; proximal/distal pattern formation; regulation of transcription by RNA polymerase II. Gene Ontology annotation, cellular component: nucleus. Gene Ontology annotation, molecular function: DNA-binding transcription factor activity, RNA polymerase II-specific; RNA polymerase II cis-regulatory region sequence-specific DNA binding. NCBI's taxonomy places the organism in Eukaryota, Metazoa, Chordata, Actinopteri, Acipenseriformes, Acipenseridae. The transcript is spliced from 2 exons. The record is from RefSeq and is a predicted model, not a curated record.